Heterostelium album PN500 is the source of this 165-nucleotide messenger RNA. RefSeq lists its product as uncharacterized. The record is from RefSeq and is a predicted model, not a curated record. Lineage: Eukaryota; Evosea; Eumycetozoa; Acytosteliales; Acytosteliaceae. The transcript is spliced from 2 exons. Bases 1 to 165 code for a protein of 54 amino acids.
AUGUCACAGCUGAAACUUAGUAAGGGUAGUGGUGAUACUCAAAUGGUAUCACCUUCACCUUCACCACUGUCUCGCUCUGCUAACAUCGAUAAACCAGCUGGUUCGACCGAUUCCAAUGUUGCACUAUUUGACGUCGGUUGGGAAGUCGCCAAGAAGCACCAGUAA